Molecule: messenger RNA, 312 nt
Organism: Ambispora leptoticha
Lineage: Eukaryota; Fungi; Glomeromycota; Glomeromycetes; Archaeosporales; Ambisporaceae
Source: the annotation of a GenBank genome assembly
AUGAUUUCUUAUACCAAACGUAAACAAUUGCAGGUAAUGAAAUGGCGAAAAGAUAAAACGAUUCCACUCGCUGAUGUCAUUCAAACUUUUGACGUCUAUGAAAUCACCAAUGGAGGAAACGAAGGAAUCGCUGGUCGUCCUUCUAAACAACGACUCGAGAAUACGUUUGGUACUAGUAACCUUGACGAAGUGAUUGAACAAAUUCUCGAGCAAGGAACCAUUCAUCAUGUAUAUAAUGGUAAAGCGCGCACUGCAAAAGCAAUUAGAAGUAUGACUAAUGAUACUCGCGGAAAGGGUGUUGCAACUGUUUAG